AUGGAUCCAAGACAGCAACAACCACAACACCAGCAGCAGCCGCAGCAGCAACAACAGCAACAACACCAGCAGCAGCCGCCGCCGCAGCUGCCCUUCUCGCGCAACGCUGCAUCGCAGUACAGUCGCUCGCCUUUCCCUCCAUCCUCCAACACAACGGCAAACUCGACCCCGAAUCAAUCGCCCUUCCAUGCCGACCACCAGCGACGCUCCUCAGAAAACCCAUACUAUCCUUCCGGCCCGAGAUCCUACCCGCCAGAACCCAAUAAUUCUGGUCCUGUGCCGCCUCCCUCGGGCCACUCGGGUCACUCAAGACACCCGAGUGCAUCCUCGCUACCUCCCGCCGCGCCCUUGAAUCGCAACAUGCCUCCUCCAGGCUCGCCUCCCCAGCCGGGAAACCCGCCGCCGCCGCCGCCGUCCUCCCAUCAAAUGACCCACUACGGUCUGCCUGCGCCGAGAGCUCCGCCCUUGAACGUCGGCCACCCGACCUCCUUCCCCGGCGGCCGCGAGCUGCCCUCACUCAACUCGAUACAGAGAACAGGGAGUACCGGUAGCUCCAUGUCGAUAUCGUCCAUGUUGGGAGGUCCGCCCCCGUCGAGAGAUUCGCAGCCGCCCCCGUCGCAUUACCACCCCCCGGCCACCUCUGCCCCCUCCGGCCCGACCUUUGCCCCGUCCAUGCAGGCCUCCCCCAGGAUGCACUCCGCCUCGUCCGAGUACCAACCCUUCAGGAGACCGCAGACUCCAGACCACGCGCGUCCCUACGAUCCGAGAGGCAGCGCCGCCGCCUCGCCCCAGGGCACUUAUUCCACCACCCCCGAGAUGCAGCGAUACGGCACGCCACAACAGGGAUACCAUCAGCGCGGCCCCUCGGCCCAGGAUGGUAGAGAGCCGAGCCGAAUGUCUCAGGGCCCUCCUCCCCCCAGACCUACGAGCCAGCCCAAGUCGUUUCAGCAGAAUAUGCCCCCGAGACCUGUGGAAAUGGGCCGGGGCAACGCGCCCGACGACAUGUAUCAACGUCGCGACGAGAUUCCCCGAGGAUCGAUGGAAUACAACCCCGAGAGACCCGGUUUGAAGCCAAUGAACUUUGGCGACCGAUACCGUGCAGAAAGGGAGCGUCGCGAAGAGAUGGAGUUCAGAGAGAGAGAGCGCAGAGAGCGUGCAUAUUCUGGAGGUGACGGCGGACGCAACCUCCCAGCCCACCAGUCCGAGUAUCGCCCGCAGGACCUGCAAAGAGCCCAACCUCCGCCCUUCACUCGGCCACCUGAGCAGCGUGACCAAGGACCAUGGCCACCUCGGCAGCAGCAACAGCAGCAGCAGCAGCAGCAACAACAACAACCACAACCGCAGCAACAGCAACCGCACCAGCAGCAGCAGCAGCCUUUCGACCAGUCCAGGGUCCCUUACGACCCGGCCGGCCUGCAUCCCCGACACCAUCAUGAGUAUCCCCCCACCUCUGCACCCAAUUACCCAGGCCAAGGCCAGAAUCAGAGCCAUCCUGCGUCCGCUCCCCAGUACCAGCAACAGCCCCCUCCCAACGAUCGAUACCCCGGUCCCCCGAACCACCCCCAGCAGCCACCUCCGGGUCAGCCUGGGCAGCACCAGCACCAGCAGCAGCAGCAGCCUUUCGACUCCCCCGAGCGGCAGCGCGUCAACCACCUUCAUCCUCAACAGGCGCAGCCGCCUUCCGCGCAUCGCCGGCUCACCGAAGAUGGCCCGCCGCCUCCUUCGGUCGCGUACAACACACCACACGGUCCUCCGGUCUACGGUUCGCCUCGCCAUCGGCCUGCCGAAGAACAUCCCAGCAUCAACCAGCGGAACCUGCUGGCAGUUCAGGAAAUGAACCGCAAAGGAAGGGUUUCGCCAUUGCCGCAGGCCGUGCAAGGAGCCCAGCCACAGCUCCCGGGACCCGCGGGCGAGCCUGGUAUCAAGAGCGAGUUUGGUAGGAUGUUCUCGGGAAUCGGGAGUGGCGUCACUGGCCUCGGCGUUGGCAGCCCCGUCAGCGCGGGAGCUCAAUUGCCCUACACCAACGCGAGUCUUGCCCGCCGCGACGAGACGGACAGCGCCGCGCACGAGUCCGGUCCUGAUACGACGGCGCCGAAGCCCAAGGGUAGGAGGAGAAAGCUCAAGGAAGAAGACACCAAAGGGGAUGAAGACAGCACGGGACGGCUGACGCCCAGUGGUCGAGCAAAGCGCCCCAAGACUCAUCAACACCACCACCACCAGUACGUCCCGGUUCCCUCAGGUUUGUCUACCACGACUAACGGCAGUAGCCACCACCAUCAUCACCACCACCACGGCGCCGACCAUGCCCACGCCCCCACGCCUGCUCCCGUCGGCAUCACGCCGUUCAAGAACGUCAAGGGCAACACCCCCAUCCCCUCACCGACAACCGGUCUCACGAAAGACCUGCCGACCGCUCAUCACCACCAUGUCCCGCGCCCGGCGCCUCAGCACACCCAUGUGAGGGAGGCACCCACAAAGCAGGCCGUGCAGAGUCCGACCAGCAUCCUCCCGCCCAAGCCCAAAACGAUCGUGUCCUCCAAGGCCGUCCUCGCAUCCGUUGCGCACCGGCCUCGGACCCAUCUAGGAGACGUCCUUUACGAGCCGAAACUGACGCCCGCCAGGCAGAUACCCAACGUGCCGUCCGGCCGUGGUUUCUCGUCAACCCCGACGCCGCUUCCGUGGCACAUAAUCAAGGACAAGGAGAACUGCACGCUCACGGUCAAGGUGCCCAAGGUGCACCUCACCCCGUUGGCCAGGGAGGAGAUAACGGCACGGAGGGCUUUGUGGGGCACAGACGUCUACACAGACGACUCGGACAUCAUCGCCGCCUGCAUCCAUGGGGGAUGGAUUCGAGGAGAAUGGGCCGAAGAUGUGGACGUUGCCCUGUUGGAUCUCGACCGGGGUCUCUCGGCCCCGGAGAAGGAAGUUCCCGCGACUAAGAGACGCAAAGAAAAAGAGAAGGAGGAGAAGGCGAGACUCGAGGCGAACUCGGCCACGUAUCUAGACAAGCCGCCGAAGACGGGCCCUGUCAGCGUGCCCGCCGAUCGCGACAUGCACGUCAGCAUCGUGAUUCUUCCACGGCUGGAGAAGUACGGCAGCACGACGCGCUUCGGCAUCCAGUCGCGCGAGUACGGCGGGCGAUAUAACGGGCGCCAGUCGAUCCACGAUGGCAUCAGCUUUAUGAUCACGGGCAUUCGUUGGGUCACGAACGGCGCCGGCACGCAAAACCGGCUCCGCGGAAAAGGCCGACGAGAGCGCAUGCGCAAAGCGAUGGGCGAAAUGAAUGCCGCCAGCCGGGGCCUCAACGGGGCUGCGCUGGAGCGCGAGAAGCAGCGCCUCGAUAAGAUUAGAGGUGAGAUAGUAUCGGGCACCUGGUGGAAGAAGGAAAAGGGUCGCGGGAACGGCGCGGCUGAAAAGGAGGAAAGAUUGCCUAGCGAGGGCGACAAGGAGAAUAGAAUCGACGAUGACGAGCCCCGCGGUGCCGUGCCCGCUACGAACGGCGCUUCCAAGAGUGGCGGCGUCUCGACGGACAAGGGUGAAGAAAUGGACGUGGACGAGAAGGCGAAGGGCGUAGAGGCCCCCAAAGCAUAA
Messenger RNA from Colletotrichum destructivum, 3591 nucleotides. Its product is annotated as Putative histone deacetylation protein Rxt3. Gene Ontology annotation, molecular function: RNA binding. The transcript has a single exon. Gene Ontology annotation, cellular component: ASAP complex; precatalytic spliceosome. Gene Ontology annotation, biological process: RNA splicing. The coding region runs from base 1 to 3591 and encodes 1196 amino acids. Lineage: Eukaryota; Fungi; Ascomycota; Sordariomycetes; Glomerellales; Glomerellaceae. The record is from RefSeq and is a predicted model, not a curated record.